Wallemia ichthyophaga EXF-994 is the source of this 906-nucleotide messenger RNA. RefSeq names its product Opsin-1. The record is from RefSeq and is a predicted model, not a curated record. NCBI's taxonomy places the organism in Eukaryota, Fungi, Basidiomycota, Wallemiomycetes, Wallemiales, Wallemiaceae. Gene Ontology annotation, cellular component: plasma membrane; endoplasmic reticulum. The coding region runs from base 1 to 906 and encodes 301 amino acids. The transcript has 2 exons.
AUGACGAUGACGAUGAAUGAUUAUAGUUUGCCUCCAAUUGCUCCUCCUCACGACAAUCUCAAAAAUCCCAUUGGUCUACCAAAACCAGUUCCUGUGUUUGAAGCACCUUCCCACCUCGGCAGGAUUAUCCUAUGGAUCGCAUUUGCCGUUUUUGCUCUGUCUACUUUGGUCACGGCAGUACACGCAACACGUCUCAACAAGCGUCGUAGAACAUUUCACGCUUUAGCUGGUGUUAUACUCACUAUAACUACCCUCUCAUAUCUCACUCUAUCCACAAACUUCGGUGCCAUUUACGUGCCUGAAUCACACCGCCACCUGGCUCCACCGCAGCAUCCCCCACUGAGAGCAAUAUACUUGGGUAGAUUCGUUGAGUGGUUUGUUACUGUCCCUGUAACUACUUUCACUCUCGGCCUACUCACUGGUUUGCCUUGGCUUGAUAUCGUUCUCGGUAUGUUCGCAAGUGUUGGCUUUGUUGGUACAGGGCUACUUUCAGGUUUCCAGCACUCUGCAGUUGGUGUUUGGUUCUUCUUGAUUGCUUCAAUCGUUUUCUACCUCGCUUUGGUCUACGUACUUGGUGUACGCGGGUUCGAAGUGUCUCGCAUUCACUCAGAUGACGUACGCGUCUUGUACGGUCCUCUAACCACCCUUAUCCUCUUUUCGUGGGCAGUUUACGCAAUUGUCUUUGGUCUGGGCACUAAAGCUAAAAUCAUUACGUUCGACUUUGAAUUGGUCCUAUACGCUAUCAUUGACUUGGGUGCGAAAGCUGCUUUCUCACUGUGGCUUAUCAUAUCACACUCUUCAAUUAUCGACGAGUAUGCUGCUGGUGUUUUGCCUGAUAGCUGGGUCGACCCAAUUGGAAUAUCUUACCAGCCAAUUGCUACUGACGAAGGUAUUCAAUCGGGUUAA